Messenger RNA from Oncorhynchus keta (chum salmon), 2314 nucleotides. Its product is annotated as arginine-glutamic acid dipeptide repeats protein-like. The coding region runs from base 151 to 1605 and encodes 484 amino acids. Lineage: Eukaryota; Metazoa; Chordata; Actinopteri; Salmoniformes; Salmonidae. The transcript has 6 exons. The record is from RefSeq and is a predicted model, not a curated record.
AACAGCUCCCUUUAGAACCCACCCUCGGACCUCUGAACCGGAGGUCACAAACCUCUCAUCGUCCUCUGUUGUCCUGAGCGGUGACAUGGUCACCCAGAGUGACGAUUCAGACCACCCCACGACACCCCGGGAGGAGAGUGCCGUCCCAGAAUGCUCUGUGGCAGAGAACGGCGUAACGGAGAGGAGGAUGGAGAAGAGGAGCAGCAGCUGACAUCACACACUGGGAGAGCAGAGGAAGGAGGAACAGGGGAGUGUCUGGAGAGGAGAGGUGUGGUUGGGAGGAAGUGGCUGAGCGGACAGAGGCUGGAGAACACUCAGAUCUCCAUCAAGGUCAAGCUGAGGAGGAGGACCAGGGGACAGCUGUGGGAGCUGGUCAGUGGGCAGGAGACGGACGGAAGCAUCUCACCUGGUCAGGGGCAGGAAAGGGACGGAACCAUCUCACCUGGUCAGGGGCAGGAGAGGGACGGAACCAUCUCACCUGGUCAGGGGCAGGAGAGGGACGGAACCAUCUCACCUGGUCAGGGGCAGGAGAGGGACGGAACCAUCUCACCUGGUCAGGGGCAGGAGAGGGACGGAACCAUCUCACCUGGUCAGAGGCAGGAGAGGGACGGAACCAUCUCACCUGGUCAGGGGCAGGAAAGGGACGGAACCAUCUCACCUGGUCAGAGGCAGGAGAGGGACGGAACCAUCUCACCUGGUCAGAGGCAGCAGAGGGACGGAACCAUCUCACCUGGUCGGAGGCAGUUGGUCCUCGCUGCUCUGAAGAAGGAAACGCAUGAUCGCAUGAGGACAAGACAACUACCACGCCAGCCUCUCCCCCCGCCCCAGUCCCCAGCCCUCCCCCGGUGCUCUCCCCUCGACACAGCUUUCCUCACCCCUCCACCCCGAUCCCGCCCCACCUCCAAAACCACCACCGCCCAGUCAGCCUCCCUCAAACACUGCAGCUCCACCCAUCAUCCGACUCCACACCCAACACAUGAACCACAGCUCGCCUUGCCCCAGCCUCCGGUAGAGGAUUCGGACGAGCAGAUUGAGAAGAUGCUGGAAGACAUCAUGAUGGGGUUGAACAUACUGCCCCCUGUGGUUCUGGAUAGGGACUGCGACAAACGCCACCAUCUCCAAAGCCACGACAGACCGUCGGCCUGCUCCUGCUCGCAUCAUCCCGUCCACGCAAGGCACAGCGCCGUUGGCUCGGCUUCUCGUUGCGUGUGUUCCCAUGGCUACGCGACAGGAAGUGAUGAUGCGUCGUCAACUGAAACAGGUGUCCAGUGCUCCUCUGAGAACGCCAAGAACCACCAGGAACUCCUGAUCCGGUUCCAGAACUCUCAAAACCAGGAACUCCAGAACCGGAACUCCAAGAGCCUGGUGUUUGGAUGUGGUGGCAACAGCAGCAUCAUGCCAGUCCACUCAGGCUCUUCACCAAGGCCUCCCCACCAGUCCCUUCCUCAGAGCCAGGCCUCUCUACUUUACGCAGGGGAAGAGGACCGAGAUCCAGGGUUCUGGAAGGGUUCUGCCCAGACGGGCGUUCCGUCGACAUACAGAGACCAUGUUUGUAAUCUGUCUUCUGCGGAUUGUCCAAUGGAGACACUACUCCAAGUCAUGUGAAUGGAGACACUACUCCAAGUCAUGUGAAUGGAGACACUACUCCAAGUCAAGUGAAUGGAGGGACCAUCCCAAGUCAUAUGAAUAGAGAGGCCAUUCCAAGUCAGAGUCCGAGUCAGGCCACUACGAAUCAGGAAGUUCCACAAGAAGAGGAACCUUCGGUCACCCCCGGUUUCCUACCCCCCUCUGAAACUGAUGCUUCUGAACCACAACAUCCAGCAUGCCCACCAGAUGGACUACAUUUCCCAGAACUCCUUUCACUGCUGUCUCCAGGAAGUGAAACCCAGCCUUCCCAAUCUCCUCCUCCACAUUGGGAAGAGCUACGCCUGCCAAAAUGUCUCUCACCUUUAAAUUCACCGGAACCCUUACCCCCACCAUCUCCGGCGAAACCCUUCCUUAAAUCCCCAUUCCGGCAUCCUGUAACUCCAUUCCAUAGAAUCCCUCAGCUGUCAAAGCUACCACCUUGGCUCUGCUGCACUCCGAGAAGACUACAGUUUCCACUGAGCUCCAUGAUCCACUCUCCACGCUCCCCAGGAAAUCUGUGUGAAUCUAAAAAAUGCCUUGGGCUGCCGUGGGAAUCCAACAACAUCUCCGAGCAGAUGGCUGAUGGUCAAUACAAGGCUAGCAUUAGCAACAACUCCGAGCAGAUGACUGAUGGUCAAUACAAGGCUAGCAUUAGCAACAACUCCGAGCAGAUGACUGAUGGUCAAUA